Messenger RNA from Zygotorulaspora mrakii, 7134 nucleotides. It is a transcript of the gene MEC1, whose product is annotated as protein kinase MEC1. Gene Ontology annotation, biological process: telomere maintenance; DNA damage checkpoint signaling; protein phosphorylation. Gene Ontology annotation, molecular function: protein binding; protein serine/threonine kinase activity. Lineage: Eukaryota; Fungi; Ascomycota; Saccharomycetes; Saccharomycetales; Saccharomycetaceae. Gene Ontology annotation, cellular component: nucleus. The transcript has a single exon. Bases 1 to 7134 code for a protein of 2377 amino acids. The record is from RefSeq and is a predicted model, not a curated record.
AUGGAAGCUCAUGUGAAAUACCUCUCUGAACUGAUACUAGCCAUUCGAGAGUCAAGGUUGAAUGAAACAGCGGUUGAUGGGCAUUCGAAAAAAAUACAAACAAAACUACCGUCAAAUGAUAGUGAGCUGAAAAGCUUAAAGAUAAUAACAACACUUAUCAAGAAUCUUAACAAUGAUCAAAGAGCAAACCUUAUGCAGAACGAUUCAAUUUUUGCAAAAACUAUAGAUGCAUUGGAUUUAUUAGUACGAACAAAUCCGUACUUGCUGGUACAUUCAGGUAAGGGGAUAGAUAUAACAAUCAUUUUUGAUGAAUUUAUCUCGCUCUCGAUCAGUAACUAUAAGAACUACCACAGAAUGUGGUUUAUACGACGAAAACUGGGUAAAUGGUGCAAGAUCGGCGCACAAUUAUAUGGUAAUCAUUUCAAGAAUACACUCUCAAAUCAUUGUAGUUUACAUCUUGAUAGAUGUGAGCGUACAUUGACUCAGUUACUCUCUACAAGAAGUGAGCUUGAUGACCUCCUUUAUGCUUUAAGGAAGCUGUAUGUCCUCUGCUUCUGGUUUUGCUCAAAGCAGGAUUGUUUUGGAAAUUCAAUCACCAUUCUAGAUUCGUCGCUGGCGGUGAAUAUUUGGAAUUUUCAGUUUGAAAAACUCAUGAGGAUUGUUUUUUACGUCUUUGAGUCUAUUGUAAUGCCGUCGGAUGCUUUAGAGUUACAAGAAUUAUCUGCUCAAUAUCUAACGUUAGUGGUCGAGCACUUGUACAACAAAUCGUCUCCGUUGAUACCCAAUGCUCAAAUUGUAUCUACAGCACAGCUAAAAUUUACUUUGGAACUUCUUCGUCAGUUCUUGGAAGGCCAGAACUUUGUGGUUAAAGGUCAGGAUUCUGCUAUUGCAAAAUGUGUACUUAGAGUAUAUUUAUUGUGCACUUCACAAUAUUGCGACCAUUCCAGUGACUUUUUCAGGACAUUCGUGGAUAAUUUUCCAGUCGAACAGUGGUUCAACUUGGACAACUUAAUUAAGGAAAGCUCCGGUUAUUUCGCUAACAGUCCAAUUACAAAUAAAGCAAUAUCAUUAGUAGUCUUUGACAUCAAAAGACGAACAAUUCCUCGUGAAGCUUUAGUAUAUGAGAAAACCUAUGGUAUUUGGAGUUGUGAAUCCGAUGAAAACAAUUUUUUCGCACUUUUAAUGGAGCCAUUUGAGAAAAGAUAUAAACAGCUUAAUAACAUGCGUAUUUUAUUACUGAAGCAAUUUGAUGCUACCCACAAAAACACUCUUUUACAUUAUGAAUUGAUUUUUCUUGCGCCUGGUAUUGUGGAGAGAGCUGGAAACGACUUUCAGAAGUUACUGGAUGAAGUUUCCUUCUCAAUUAAACAAUGUUUUGAAUCCAAGAAAGAUAGUGAUUUGAUUUCUUGGACAAGAGUGUUAGGAAGACUGGUAUGUUUUGAAUCAACUCAAAGGAGCCUAAGCGAUGGUCUCAAAUCAUGGGAGGUCUGUAGUCAUUGCGACAAAUUGAGGUCUGGAAAUAUAUUUCAGUCAAUCGAUCCUGAUAGACCAUCCGCGACAAAGUCAGCAACAUUUCAGCUAUUCAAAAAAGCCUUUCUUAAUCAUCCUGACUUGGAAAGCUUCAGCGAAUGCUUGUUAGGAGGGAUACUAAUGUGCAUGCAAAGAUCAUUUUCACAUUAUCAGCCCCCACGACUCAUUCUUCCUGCUAGUGGAAAUCUGGUGUCACUAGAAAACAACGAGUUCAACAUCAUUCAGAAGUGCUAUCCAACUCAAAGUAGGUAUCUCCGAUCUCUUUCAUCACGAUUGAUACCAUUAUGGAACAUCACUAACUUAAACAAUCCAGAUGAUCAACACACGGCUAUUUUAAUUCGAUUCCUACAGGAAAAUGAAGAUUUGUACAUGAUUGAGACUUCAGUAAUGACUUGGGUCCAACUUGCUCUGACUACAAGUGGUGAGGUUUUUGAUUUUCUGCUCUUAAAAUUAAUCAGUACUUUUAAUUCAGAUGACUAUUCAGCACACAUCAUGAUGGAGUUUCAAAUUAAGCACAUGGCAAAAACUUUGCGCAAGACCCCGUAUCUUCUUUUGUCUCCUAUCUUACCAGUGCUUUUAAAACAAGUAGGUAAGAAUCUCGUUGAGCGAAAUUUUUACUUUCAGCGACUCAUCAGACUGUUGGGAUACUCAGCCAAAACAAUUCUUGAGAUUUACCAACGAUACAUCAUACCCCACGCUAUAACUCAAUACAAAACAGACGCAUUCAAUGAAAUUGCUCGAAUAAUGUGUGAUAAUGACACAAAUGCAAUAAAUGAAAAAAAAUAUAUGCUACUAGAUAAAAAUAGUAGGCAAAUAUUUGCAGUAGCCCUGGUUAAAUAUGGGUUUUUCUCUGUUGAUACAAUCGAGACGCUCUUCAUGAAUAGGGUUCCCUCAUUCGAGAAAAAGUACAUAUCUGCUUACUUGCCCGAUUAUAAAACACUAACCGAAGUAUUGAAAAUGUGCAAAGGAGAGGACACCCAUGAUACUACUAGUUUCGAAAAUGAAAACAUGGUAAUUGGAUCCCUUCGAUUUUUGGUUACAAACUUCGAAAAAGAUAAAAGACAUGGCUCAAAAUAUAAAAACAUCAAAGAAUGGUCUAGCGAACAGGAAGGAAUUUUUCAAACUAAGCUGCAAGAGAAUAUAUUGGGUAUAUUUCAGGUGUUCUCAAGCGAUAUCCAUGAUGUGGAAGGGAGAACGAGUUAUUAUGAAAAAUUAAGAGUGAUCAACGGCAUCUUAUUUCUUAUUAAAUGGGCCUCUACGAAAGCCAUUAUAUCUGCUCUUGCUCAGAUAAGUAUAUGUCUUCAGACUGGAUUGGAGAUCAGUGAAGUGAGGCAUUGUUCUUUGAAAUGCUGGAAGCAGCUAAUAAUGAGAUUGAACGAAGAGGAAUUAUCAACAAUUAUCGAUGGCUUAAUUUGUUUUAUACUCCAAAGUUGGGACGUUUUUGAUACAAGACUCAGAACUACUGUUUAUGAAAUAUUUGACAUUUUAAUCAAAUUCAAAGCCAAUUUAUUACUUAAAAUCAAGCCAUAUAUUACGCUUACGUUAGUAAUGAAGUCUGAAAUUGAUAUUCUGUCGAGAGAUGGUGCAUUUUCGAGAUCUGUUAGCAAAGUGCAAAGUAAUACAGACUGGACCCCAAUUUUUUGUGAUAAUAUGAAAAGCAAUAACAAAUAUGUGUUGCACCAAACAUUAAAUGAUCUAAAGCUUCAUUUGAGGAGACAACAAUCCGAACACUCGUCGGAUAUCUUUUACAAGCAUAACGAAGCUUCAAAUAUCACGCUCAUCUUGGGAGCAUUACUUGAUUUAUCUCAUAGAUUUAAGAAUAUUGAUAGGGUACUGUGUGAAAAUUGCGCGAAGUGCAUUAGUAUGAUAGGAUCAUUGGACGCUACAAAAUUCAAGCUCGACAGAGGUGUGUCCACUAAAAACAAGGUAUAUGAUCUCAAUGAUGAAGCCCAAACAAUUAAGUUUUUGAUAUGGGUUAUCAAUGAUUUUCUAGUCCCAGCAUUUUGGGAGAGCGAAAACCCCAGCAAACAACUUUUCGUUGCGCUGGUGAUGCAAGAAAGUCUCAAGUAUUGCGGACUGAGCUCAGCAUCCUGGAAAGUGGAAAAAGCCGAGCUGUAUCCAAAUGAGGCCAAAUUAUGGGAUAAGUUUAAUACCAUAUCCAAGACCACAUUGUAUCCUUUGCUCUCUUCUCUUUAUCUUGCUCAGUCGUGGAAAGAAUACGCUCCCCUGCAAUAUCCAUCAUUUGCGUUCAAAGAGGGCUAUUGUCCGUGGAUCAAAAGUGUUUGUUUGGAUAUUCUCAAGACAGGAACAUCGGAGGAACACCCAUUGCAUGUUUUUUCAUCACUAAUAAGAGAAGACGACGGCUCCUUUUCUAACUUUCUUUUGCCCUACAUAUCUAUGGAUAUUAUUAUCAAAGCUGCGCCAUUCACGAUCUAUGCCGAAAUAAUGCAGAAUAUUAUCAUGGAGUUUAAAUCUAUCUUCGAUUAUGACUCUAAUGGUCUUAAUCACCUGCAAAUUGACUCCCUCAAAAUGUGCUACCAGUCUAUCUUUGGCGUCUUUGAGUACUGUAAAAAGUGGGCAACUCAAUUCAAACAGAACUAUAAUAGGGUCAACGGGACCUUCAUAAUAAAGGAGUCGAGGCACAGCAGUAUGCUCCAAAGGAUCGACCGUUUUCUGCAAGAAUUUCCCUCUGCGCUGUUAGCUCAACGCUCUUUGGAGACCAGUUCAUUUGAACGUUCUGCCCUUUAUCUGGAGCAGUGCUACAGAGAAGGGUGCGCAACAUCAGAGGUUAGAUCGAACAUCUUAAAAUCACUACAGAACACCUACGAAGAGAUAGGUGAUGUGGACUCGAUUGAUGGUAUGCUCAAAUCUUUUACUUCCGGAAAUCUUGUUUCCAAGAUAGAAGAGCUAAAAUACUCUGACAAUUGGCGCAUGGCUCAAGACUGCUUUGGGGUUCUGGGUCAAUUUUCUCACGCUCCUCAAACAACAACCAAAAUGAUCAGAUCCAUGUAUGAUCAUCAACUUUAUAGUCAACUGCUUUUGCAGCUUGAACCUCUCACAUGUGAGCUAAAGUCUGAAUUAGAUCCAGAAAUUUGUCAAUGGUAUCGAAUGGGCUUGGAAGGCGCAAAUCUUGAGGGAAAUAUAGAAGUAUUAAAAAACUGGCUCACGAAGAUUGAAAGCAUAAAACACGUUACUGAUCCAGAGAUUUUACUACAGUAUAAUAUUGCCAAAGUUCUCUGUUAUGCCCAUUUCAACGAAUCAGAAAAGGUAUCAGAUUACAUGGAAAAGUGUUAUAAACUAAUUGGAACCCACUUCACAACUUCUACUAUAGCCACAACGCUACUCAAAAAACAAACAUUACUCAUGAAGCUUCAUAGUUUAUAUGACAUAUCUUUGCUGUCAUCCAGUAUCGACGAGUUUGAUUACCAAACUAAAAGAGAUAUUGUCAACUACCGUUCAAAGCGAAUAGGUGCAGAUUUUGAGCCUAAUCACUAUGUAUUGUCAAUGAAAAAAACAUAUGGCCUUUUGAAAAAUGAGCCUUACGCAAAAAAUGACCUGGGGGAUAUCUUUUUUAGUAUUUCAAGGCUCUGUAGGGAUAAUGGCAGGCUAGACUUAGCAAGUGAAUCACUAAUGCGCUGCCUCAAGGAUGACUAUCCUCAAACAGAGCUAGAAUUUGCGGAAAUUUUAUGGAAGCAAGGUGAAAAUGAGAGAGCUCUGAUGUUAGUUCAAGAAAUCCAUCAGAAGUAUAAAGAUGAUACCUCAUUGAAGUCACGAGAUAGAGCAAUCGUAUUACUUAAGUACACGGAAUGGUUAGAUUUGUCAAAUAACUCUGCUUCCGACCAAAUAAUAAAGCAGUAUCAAAAUAUUUUCGAGCUUGAUCCAAAGUGGGAUACACCAUUUUAUUCAAUUGGUUUAUAUUAUAGUCGGUUGCUCGAACGUAAGAAGGCAGAAGGUUACGUUACAGACGGUAGGCUGGAAUUCAAGUCGAUAUCAUACAUUCUUCUUGCUCUGGAAAAGAAUCCAGUUCGUGUGCGCGAAACGCUACCAAAAGUUGUCACAUUUUGGCUUGAUAUUGCAUCAGAAGCAAUGACUGAAACAGCAAAAUACCGACGUGAGGUGCUGCAAAAAACUGCAGGCGAUAUAUGCAAGCAUGUUGAAGAGUCUUUGACCAAAAGUCCUGCUUACAUUUGGUAUUCUGUUUUAACACAAAUUUUAUCGAGGCUGUUGCAUGUGCAUUCUACUACAUCUGAACUGCUAACGAACAUCUUAGUUCGAUUGACUGUUGAGUACCCAGCUCACAUGCUUUGGUAUGUUUCGGUGCUACUGAACUCAACUUCUCAGUCUCGGAUAUCCCGUGGUAAAGAAAUAAUUGAUAGAUACAAUCAAGCCAAAAGAAGCACAGAAAAUUUGGUAGCUGAAGCAUCAGAUUUGACAACUGCUUUAACUAGAGUUUGCUUGAAAGAACUACGGGGUUCUUCGAGAGGUGGACGAUCUUUAGAGAAAGAUUUGAAAUUCGACACAAACAUGGCACCUUCUGGUAUGGCAGUACCUGUCAGGAUCAAUUUGCAGAUGAUAUCUGUUAUCACUUCAGAAUCAUUCAAAGUGUAUCAACCUUUUCAGCGAACUGUUUCAAUAGCUAGAUUUGGAUCAUCUUAUAAAGUGUUUUCAUCUUUGAAGAAACCAAAACAAAUCAAUAUUGUCGGUUCCGAUGGAAAUAUAUAUGGGAUUAUGUGCAAGAAGGAGGAUGUCAGACAAGAUAAUCAGUAUAUGCAGUUUGCCACAACUAUGGACUUUUUACUUCGUAAGGACAUGGAAUCUAUGAAGCGAGAUCUCGGUAUUACUACUUACUCAGUGUUGUCUCUUCGUGAAGACUGUGGACUGCUAGAGAUUGUUCCUAAUGUCGUCACUUUGCGAUCCAUUCUAGUGACAAAAUAUGAAAGUUUGAAAAUAAAGUAUAGUUUGAAGAGUCUCUAUGAACAGUGGCAGCAUCUUUCCGAGAAUAAGAAAUUUAGCUUCUAUCAAACGCAGUUGAAAACAUUUCCUCCAAUUCUAUAUCAAUGGUUUUUGGAGAAUUUUCCAGAUCCUAUAAACUGGUUUAAUGCUAGAAACAUGUACGCACGAUCGUAUGCGGUUAUGGCUAUGGUCGGACAUAUCUUAGGUUUGGGUGAUCGCCAUUGUGAGAAUAUUUUACUUGAUAUCCAAACAGGCAAGGUGCUUCACGUUGAUUUUGAUUGCUUGUUUGAAAAAGGGAAGCGUCUGCCCGUACCAGAAAUUGUCCCAUUCCGGUUCACGCAAAAUUUACAGGACGCUCUUGGGAUUGUGGGUACCGAAGGAACGUUUAAGAAAUCAUGUGAAGUUACUGUUUCUUUAAUGAGAAGAAAUGAAGUAUCUUUAGUUAAUGUCAUUGAAACCAUCAUGUAUGAUAGGAACAUGGAUAACUCAAUUCAAAAGGCCCUCAAGGUGUUGAGAAACAAAAUAAGAGGAAUUGAUGCUCGGGAUGGCUUGAUGCUUAGCGUCCCAGGGCAGGUUGAGUCUCUUAUUCAAGAGUCGGCCUCAAAAGAUAAUCUGAGUAAGAUGUAUAUAGGAUGGUUAUCAUUCUGGUAG